This is a messenger RNA of Ostrea edulis (European flat oyster), 5386 nucleotides long. RefSeq names its product metabotropic glutamate receptor 3-like. Gene Ontology annotation, cellular component: membrane. The record is from RefSeq and is a predicted model, not a curated record. Gene Ontology annotation, biological process: G protein-coupled glutamate receptor signaling pathway; regulation of synaptic transmission, glutamatergic. Bases 262 to 2724 code for a protein of 820 amino acids. Gene Ontology annotation, molecular function: adenylate cyclase inhibiting G protein-coupled glutamate receptor activity. Lineage: Eukaryota; Metazoa; Mollusca; Bivalvia; Ostreida; Ostreidae. The transcript has 10 exons.
ACCUAAAAACUCGCAAACAAUAACGAAAAAACCUUCAAUGUUCGUUGCACAUAUACAUUCUAGAGGUGGAUAAUGUAUCCCGGAAGAAAAGGAAAUAUUUGUGUAAAACGGAUCAAAAUACCUUUUCAUGAUGGAAAUAUUUCACAUUUUCCUCCUUUAUGAAUGACUUAAAUCAAUAACACAAGGUAUCAUAAUAAAUAACAAAUAUGUUCAGGAAGCAAAGCAGUGUAUUGUAAAACAAACCCACCUAUAUUUGAUAAAAUGGCGAUUUCGUUCGGAUGUCUUACGUUUUGUCUAGUAACAUUACUUGGAUAUGCGUUUUGUAAUUCAAGUGGACAGAGAUAUGUACACAUCCCAGGGGACUUUAUGUUGGGUGGACUUUUUCCUGUUCAUUUUCCCGAUGGCGAUAAGUGUGGUAUUACAAUUGAUCAAGAUGUAGGAAUACAUUUAUUGGACGCAGCAAUUUUCGCCCUAAAGGAAGUUAACGGUUUCUUGACAAAGUCUCGGAUCUCGUUGGGUCUGAUUGCCUACGACACUUGCUACAUCAUUAAUCCCUCUUUGCAUCACUCUCUCGAGUUACAAGAACAGAGUUACUAUACACAGCACGGAGAACUUGAUAACAUCACUUGUACUCCAUUUCUAUCCAGAAGGGUUAUUGGAGUGAUUGGUCCAGUAACAAGUAAAGAAACCCGGAUUGUGGCCAGUUUAUUCGAUCUUUUCCAAAUGCCGCAGAUAAGUGCUUCUGCCACAUCGUCCAUUCUCAAUGACAGAAAGAAAUAUAAGUAUUUCAAAAGAACAGUCCCGUCUGACACUCACCAGGCUAAAGGAAUUGUUCAGCUGCUCAGAUAUUUUGGAUGGCAGUAUGUGAAUAUACUAUAUGAAGAUUCGAGCUAUGGCAGUUAUGGGUACAGGGACAUUAAAACCUUUGCUUCGCUGGGAAAUAUAUGCAUUGGUUAUGAGAAGCAGAUUUCGGAAAAUAUUAAGGACGUAGAGAUCAUGGGAAUUGUGAAUGAAUUAAAAUCAAGAAAAAAUUUGGAAGGGAAAAUAGUGGUGGUCCUGUUCAUGUUGUAUCAGAAUGCGUACAGAAUAAUCCGCCACGUUCAUCACAUACAUCUGGAAGACAUCAUCUGGAUCGGAAGUGAUGGUAUAACAGGACGAGAUCCACCAAAAGGAUUAGAGGAUGUCAUGAGCGGAACACUCGGAUUAACAUUAGAAACAUUGGAAUAUCCUGGAUUUUCCCAGUACAUCAAUAACCGCCAAACGAUUCAAACAAAUCCAAAUCCUUGGUAUGAGGACUACUUAAAUCAAUAUUUCCCAAACUGUUCAUCAGAAUCCUGUGGACGCCUUAACGACACAGUUGCUGAAGACUCUUGUCGGUAUGAAGUACACACAAGCUGUUUGCCCUGGGACGAAGCUCUUCAAGCCUGUAAACACAGGGGCAUGACCCUAGUUAGUUUGUCUGGUACGCUUGAAGCCAAAUCCCUGUAUGAUCUACUCAAGACCGGCGAUUCUAUGUUUUCUGAUUACGUUUCGUUGAGCGACAGAUCAUAUUGGAUUGGAUUGCACAUGGAGUCUAGCUCUGGUGGAAGUUCAGAAUUUCAGUGGGGGAACUGUGUGGUCGAUACACUGGUAACUGAUGUGUUUUCCAGUUUAACAGAUUAUAGUUCGACCACUGGUUGUGGAUAUUUAUCAGAUAGUUCCGUAAGGAUGACGCCCUGUUCUUCGUCCACCUCUUUGGGCUUCAUCUGCGAAGGUGUAAAUUCCUGUUUUACAACACAAUCGACGACUUUUCUACCUCUUGGAUUCAGCAGUGAAGUCACUGCCAACUCUCGUGAUUGUGCCUCAUCCUGCUUAGCUAAGUCGACAUGUGCUGGUGUCCAUGUGUCCUCCGGGAGCUUGUGUACAUUGCUAACUUACGACACAGAUCUACCAAGCAGCUUACAACCAAGCGAUUUGAUGUCGUCACAUUUUCAUCACAAAAGAUUGCUGUAUCACGGGGGAUACUCCAGCUUGAUGACGGGGCUGAAUGAGGAGGCCUUGUGUAAUAUUUCUGUGUGGACACCACCAUCUCCCAUAGUAACCACAACGGUGUCCCAAGGAACAUCAGUUGAAGAAAUAACUCCUACGCCUACAUUCGCCACUACAGGGGACAAUCUAUCAGAGUCAUUGCAGACUGCGGAGGAAUCUGCAACAACAAAUCCUGUUAACACUAGUACCACAACAGAAGAGAUCGAUGGAGAAACCGUUCCCGAUAGUUCUCAUACCACAGCAAAGGACGAAACAACAGUGAAUGAAUGUGUAACAAACUUAACCAUAACAGACAUUCAAAGCACACCUGAGCACACCACAUCUAAUUCUGACAUUUAUGCAGAAUCUACAACCACUACCACCACUGUUAUCGAAACACAACAUAAUGAAUCUGUAAUCGUUUAUAACUUGUCAUCUUGUGUAUGUGUUUGCAGAUAUACAAAUGACACUCUCGAGGAGCGAAUAGAAAAGAUAACAUCUGAAUUAAAAUUGGAUAUAAAGGAGUUGUCAUCAUCUAAAAAUCGGAGAAUUUCAGCAGAUGACCCCAGACCCAGUGCGAAACACGUCGGCAUUAUCGGUAUUUUUAUCUUAUGUUGCUUUGGUGUGCUUAGUGUUGGAAUGGAUAUUGUGCGAAUUUUACAACAUUGUGACAAGAAGUGCAAAAGAAAUAAAAUACAAAGUGGAGGAAAACCGUAAAAUAUACAUGUAGUUCUUUGAAGGCAAUAUUACAGUAGAGUAAUGUCAUUUGUAACCAGAUGACCUUAAGAAUUGAUUGUAUUAUCACUUAUAUUAGCCUUGCAUUAUCUUUAUCGAUUAUAUUAGCCUUAAUUACAGACUAUAUUAUCAAAUUUACAAUGUAUGAGAGUGAUACAGGCCUGUGGAAUCGCACUGAUCAUAUUUAGUCAUUUUAGCUGAUGAAACUAUGUAAGCCACAUUGCAAACAAAUACAUAGAGGUCACCAUGUUUUGUACAACCUUUAUGAGUAAAACUCGCGAUACUGUUAUUCCAGUACCUGCAUCACCCAUAGAUGAUUGGCAGUUGGGACAGUUUUGUUACCAAAAAUGUACACUACUGCAGCUGCGUUUAUUAUAGCGCAUUAGUGUCAAUAAUGCUGAUCACGUAUCCAUUUAAUAUAUAUACACGUUUGUAAAUUUGUCAAGAGCAGAAGAGAAUAGAACCUGGUAUUGUAUUUGAAUGUUGCUGAGCUUGUGUUAGGAAUAAACUUUGAAAACAACGCGAGUUGGGUAAUAAGACUUUGUUAGUAUAAGUCUUCAGGUUAAGACUUUGUUGGUAAAAGUCUUAAACAAAUAAUCCGGUUACACAUUCUAAUGCAACUGUUAUGUAAUUUGCAUUUUGAUUGGCUAAUGCACUAAUGUUUGAGGCAAUAAAUGCAAUCGGAAAUGCUUGGAUGUGUCGCACUCUCGACAUACCAAUCGUAUGAUGUUUGUCCUUUUCCGUAACCGGAAAGAAUAUGACGUUAAAUCAAUGUAUUUAUUCGCCGGAAGCGCGAAUAUGGAUGGAGUAAAAAGGCUAAAACCGAACCCCUGUAUAAUGUGUUAUUUAGAAGUGAGAUUAAUUUUCGCCCGAGAUUCAGUGUUGGUAUUAUUAACGUCUUUUACGUGGAAAGUGAUAGCCUUAGAUAUGUAUGAUAAUUAAUGUGGUUUUUUACGCCCAAAGCUCUUAUUUCAUAUUGUAACGUAUAUCUGUGACGUAAUAGUUACAUGCAUAUACACACAGCUAUGCUGACUCUGAUAGCGUCGAUCUACAUACGAGGUUUAUUUGCGGUUACCGAAAUAGCCCAUUGGUUACGAUUGUCGAUAUACGUACGUCGACAAUCGAAUCAUGUACUCGUCCUUUUCCGUAACCGGUAGGAAGACUUGGACGUGGAUCGGUGAAAGGAUUGCAUCUAAUCAAUGCAUUUAUUCGUGAAGAUAUAUAAACUCUGAUUAUUAUUAGAUAAAACACAUUCCUUGUUUUACGCUAGUAAUAUGAUCUUCUAAACUUAAUUCCUUAUAAAUUAAUUAUCACUGAAACGAGGUGUUUCCCGCAAAAUGGUUCGAAUUUUGAUGACUUACGAAUUGUAAGGAAUCUGCCAUAUAUAGAAAUAUCCCAAGUGGUUAAAUAAUUUGGUCGUGAUUCUCCAUAGCAUGCCCUGUUAAUCGACACAUCGUGAUUCGCCAUAGGAUGUCUUGUGUUAUCGUGUUUGUCUGACAUUUAUCACUGAAACAAGCAUUAGAUCUCUGGUGUAUAUCACCCAGUCAUUCCUGUUGUUACUUUCUAGGGGAGGGGACUUUUAUUGAAAACCCCACUCUUUAAACGAGAAAGAAUACUGCUUAAUUUUACAGAACGUUGUAUAAUGUUGAUCGUGAUAUACUACAGUUGUAUUUUCCAUUAAAACUUUCAAAUGAAUUUUCUACUUUGUUUAACCUAUGUAGAUUUCUUUCAUUUCUGUCGAAUGAGUUCUUGUCUUUUACGCCCAGCAAUUAGAAACUUGGUGUCUUUUUCAUGCUAUAUAAUAGUCUUGAUAGGACACAAUUAUGCCAUGAUGUGGUACUGUUUCUUUUGAUUUGAGUCAUACUUUAAAUACUCCCGUGGGGAUCAGAUUUAGAAUAGGUCGUUGACACCCUUUGCUUGCCUUAAGAGGCGACUGGAUGUGGCGGUCCUUCGGAUGAGACCUUCCCGUGUGGACCCUGGUUAGAAUCCGUACCCCUUGUUUGUCGUAAAAGGCGAUUAAAUGGGACGGUCCUUCGGAUAAGACCGCAAAAAAUUAUGCCCCUGCUCACAGCACGUGUGACACAACAAAGGUCCCUCCCUGUUCAAAGGGCGUAAGCGCCGAGCUUAGGCCUAGAUUUUCCAACCCUUUCACUGGUAAUGAAGACGUCUCCAUAUGGGUAAAUAUUCACAAGCGGGACGUUAAACAAGAUACAAUCAAUCAAGCGACCAAAUGCACGGGAGUCUGAUAAACCACGUAGUGCAGUAAUAGAGUUAUUUCUCCAAUUAUUAAUUGUUAGUUAAGGAAGUUAGCUCCGGAGCUUUUGAGCACAGCCACGCAGAAUGUUACAGCUAAGUAUUUACUGGUUCAAUAUUGAUCCCAUUGGUGCAAACAUAUUAUACAUCUAUGACUGAACUCCAUCCAGUUGAAAUUUCUGUGUCAAUUCCAAUUUUGAAAGAGUUUGAUACGGGCUAUAUUUUAUGGCGGAGCGAUUGAUUAAUAAAAAGAAAUUCUAAGUCCGCAUGAUAUUACAGUUUCUGUUUCAUCCAAUAUAUCUUCUAUUUUUAGACUCCUAUACGUGUUAAUUCAGUUUUAUAAUAUAUGAUACAAGUAGUUCAGACUUGGAACUAAUUCAAAUGAGGGUCU